AUGGCUUCUUUACUCCCAGAAACCCCCGGUAGAGGCCGUUCGCGCUUCUCAAAAGCUCUGCCAUCUGCUCCUCGACACUAUUCACCAAAGAGACUCGUUAAGGCAGAAUACUCACCUCUGCCCCCAUUACCCAAAGACGCAAUGCCAGCUCCAAUCACAAUUCCUCGUCGACCGGUAGGCGGGGGUGCAGUUGGACGACCAAAGGCAUCUUCAGUCUCAACCACUAUAUCAUCAGUCUCGACGGCCGUAUCUUCAGGUUACUCUGACUCUCCAGGAUUGUCAGAUGGGUCGGAUACCAGCAGCGACGAAAGAGAAUCAUUGAGUGGUGCUGAUUCAGAAGAGUCGGGCCCACCUGCUCUCCCACAAAAAGAUGCGCAGAGAAGGAAUCUUAGAUCGCCAAAGACACCACCUCAAACUCAUGUACUCGCCCAGUCUUCCUCUGGCUAUACUUGCGCUCCAACCGUAACUGAGCUCUGGAAAAGAAGGUCGACCAAAAGUGAAAAGAGCAUUAAAUUCCCCGAUCUCAAACUCGACCGGUCCAACGGUUCGACCGCCGUCAGUCCCCCAAAACAGAAAGAGCGAUCCGACAGGUCGGCCAUUCCUUUCAAACUACCUCGCAGCAACUCUUCGCUGCGCAAACACAUCCCAGCACGUCCAGCACCUCCUCAACCACCUACGGACUCCAUAUUGAUGGGAGCCAAAAUCUCGAAAUUGAAGGAGAAGCAUUCACGGGGCAAGCUCGAUGGUUUCGCUAGUGAGGACGAAUUCGCUAUGAGUCGCGAUGACCAAGCUCAGACCCAGACCCAGAAUGAGAAUGUUUCUCCUUCAAAUUUAACCUCGCCGAAGUCCCUCGCCACGAAAGAGAAUGCAAUCGUUCAAACAAUACCAUUGCCGCGUACGCCCAUCGAAGGAGCUGCACCUGAGGUCCCAAAGCGCUCGGAUUCGCGCCCAAAGUCAGACGAAACGAUCUCCAGGCCACCAACACAAGACUCAUCUUCCCGCCCUUCAACGCACGAGACAGGCACCGCUACCACCCUUCUUCCUAGCGUUUCAAUCACCUCUUCGCCGGACCCAGUAACAGAAUAUCUGAACUCGUCCACACCCUCGCAUUCACGGGACACAUCAGACACACAAACAAUAAUCAGUACGCCGACAGCGAAAUCCACCCCCGAAACUUCAUCUCCUACGUCGGCGUCAACGUCUACCAUCCGAAUUCCUACACCCCAAAAAAUCACGUUUCCAACUUAUCCCGUGGCCGCGUACCUGACUCCACAACGUUCAAGCUCAAGUCCUCUUUCUCCUUCGAACUCUAUACCAGGCGGCCCAUCUCUCAGUAUCGUGCAAUUAGAAUGCUACCAAUCCCACCGAUUCAUGCGAAACGCCCGCAAUUCGUUCUGUCCUGUGGCAUGCAUGAUAUGUCGACGUCAAGACAGCGAGCAAAGAUGGCGAUGUAGUUGGUGUUGCUUGAGUGCGUGUGGAAGUUGCAUGAGUUUACUGGCGAAGGUACCCGGGAAAGAUGUGAGAGUUGUGCUGGAGAAGGUUGGUAGAAGAGGUUCACGUUCUUGA
Messenger RNA from Glarea lozoyensis ATCC 20868, 1566 nucleotides. RefSeq lists its product as uncharacterized. Lineage: Eukaryota; Fungi; Ascomycota; Leotiomycetes; Helotiales; Helotiaceae. The transcript has a single exon. The record is from RefSeq and is a predicted model, not a curated record. Bases 1 to 1566 code for a protein of 521 amino acids.